AUGGCCCUCGCGCAGAGAGGAUCGUGCCUCCGGCCGCGCUGUGCAUCCCUUCUCGCACUUGUCACUAUAACCUUCUUCUUAUCUACUACCAAUGUCCUAGCGCAGCAAAGCAACUGGUCUCUUGAAGGAUGUAUGGCUGUUCUUCCAAACCUUCCCACACCAUCGUCAACGCCAAUUACUGCAUCAACUCAGAUCAUUCAGUCUUGCGUUGAUACCUGCGCGAACCAAAACAUUACCUAUGCGCUGCUUUCUGGACCGACUUGUGCGUGUUUGAGUUCAGAUGCCGUGAUACGAACCCUAUUAGCGGUGAAUGUUGCGGAAUGUAACCUAAAAUGUGACGGGGAGCUACCCUGUGGAAAUCCCGUAUCUGGACGAUACUCUGUAUAUAAUACUGGCAAGGGUUUGGGAGCUGGUGCAGGUACAUCCACGUCAGCACCUCUCCCUUCUGCUUCACCAGCGGUUGCCACGUCUACACCUCAACCACCACCUCAAGCCAAUGGCGGGACGAUCACCACAUCCGGCAAAGUAACCGCACCUAGUAGCCGAAAUGUAGCAACUAUCGUUGCGUCUUCCAUCUCUGCCGGUGUCGUCGUCGCCUGUCUUGUAGCAUUCCUUUGCUACCGAUAUCGAAAACGACGUUCACUUCACCACUUGCCUCGUCUCGAAGCUGGCACGACCGAUGGUAAAGCAGGAGGACUCAUUCGAUCAGCCUCAAAACGAGGCGCGAAAGCUCUAAAAGCAGGCGUUGUUCCCGCUACCACUACGGUCGAAAGUCUUCAAUCGGGCUUGAAUGGUGCGGGUAUUGUCGUGAAAGGCAAUGGUCUGAAUGCCAUCCUUCCACGAACACCAAACAUGAUCUACUCUGUCAUCACGGCCCAUAAACCCAUCCUGUCUGAUGAAAUCGAGCUGAGAACAGAUGAUGUGGUCGCAGUCCAAAAGCACUUUGAGGAUGGAUGGGGCGUAGGAACGAAUGUCUCAACAGGGCAGGUGGGGGUUUUCCCAUUGGGAUGCUUGGUGAGCGAGGAUGAGUGGGUAGAAAAAGGAUUUGCAUUACCUAGUAGAGCGGCAAGUGCUGCUUCCAAGACCUCGUUCAGGCCUGGAAAAGAAGCGAUUUAA
Molecule: messenger RNA, 1116 nt
Organism: Spizellomyces punctatus DAOM BR117
Lineage: Eukaryota; Fungi; Chytridiomycota; Chytridiomycetes; Spizellomycetales; Spizellomycetaceae
Exons: 1
Coding region: 1-1116 (371 amino acids)
Molecular function (GO): protein binding
Source: RefSeq, a predicted model, not a curated record